AUGGAAGCUGAGCGACUUGUAUUCUUUCGUUUCCUCCACGGCACGACUGAUAUUGCUGCUGGUGAGUCUGAUGAGGCUAACAAGGAAGAGGACCCGGUUCCAUUAAUGUUUGCGACCUCAACUACAUCACUUUCAGCUACACAAGAAGCCAUACUUGAUGGAAGUGAUGAUUUUAUUGCAGAAGAUAAGAAGCAAGAUCCGUGCGGGAGCGCCCCGCUUAUUGAUCAAAUUGAUUCCUCGGUGUUUCGACGUGUGCAUUUAUCUGAUGCUUGCAACAGCAUAGAUGAUCGCAACCUUUACGAAAAAUGCAGCUCAUGGGGAAAAACAAGAUGUGGCACGCAGGUAGGAGGUCUGAUAACGGUAUUGAUUUCUGGGCAAGAUCUUUUAAGGAAAAGCCUGGCAAAUCACAGGGUUCCCCCUUCCGUCGAUGAUAAUGCAUGCUCACAGGAUAGGAUGACCUCGUUACCGCCUCCAUCAGUAUCAAAGGGUCAUUUUAACAAUGUUUGGAUAUCGCAUGAAAUACCAGGAACUCCAUUACGUGAAUAUCUUUCCUCUAAUUCUGACUCUCCCACGGAUGAAAAAAGUCUAAAAGACAUAUCGGCACUACUGCGAGGGGAUGCUUGCGCGAUCGGAAAAAAGGAUUGUGAUCCUGUGGGUCUUCUUUCAUCGUUACCAUGUGAGGAAAAGUAUUUGUUUCCCAUCACGGCACUCCCAGCCGAAGUGAUGUCAAUACCAGAAAUGGUGAAUUUCAGCUGUACCACCCCUGCGGUGCAUAAUGAGAAAGAAGACGGACAAGGAACGGUGAUGCAACAUGUACCGGCAGCAGACGAUCAGCGUGAAAACCUGAAGUCUGCAGCAAGCACUCUAAAUGCCUGCAGGCUGGCUCAUUGGGCUGCGCAUCUUUCUCAAAGACACUCUUCAAAGUCAUCAUCUAGGCUAAUGGAAAAGUGUAAAGACAUGGGAGAAAAUAGAGAUGUUUUGUACCGGGUCGCUUUAGUAACGCGCCAAGAUGCUGUGCAGAACGUAAUGUUGGGGGUCAGUCAGUGGUGGUUACAGCGUCCUAUCUCUCCUCAUGAACUUGGAUACGACUACGGUUUGAAAGAAAACCCACAUGAAUACCUGACACACAAUGACAGAGUUGGGAAGGCAGAGGAUAGAGUUUUGGUACCGAUACAACUUAAGAUUGUCUCGAUGGCUGCAGCACGUGUUUUUUACGUACCAUUGAAGGUAUCCCUGCUGUGUCGAUUCAUGGCAUUUGUAUGCUAUGUACAUGCGUGCUUGGCUUUUUGCUUUACUCUUUGCGAUAACGCUGCCGCUGCGACCUUGUUGCCGUCCAAAGAAAUUGCUGAAUGGUGUAGCCUAACACCUACACAGUCAGAUUAUUCCAAUGACGCGAUGCACCGCACUGGGCCUUUCGCUCGAGCUGACAAAAGCCCUCCCACCCUGAGGAACUUUCUGACUUCACUGCUGUUCGCUUUAAGUAUUGUCCUAGCCAUUCCUUUGCUAAUGUUGAUUAUAUCCGUCACUUUGUUGUUCCGCGUCCUCAACCACUAUGUGGGGCAUCUUUAUCCCAGCCAUCAAUGCACCUUCAUGCGCAUGUUUUCUUUGAUAAAACACUUGAUAUUGUCUUUUAUACCCUUUGAAGCGACUGUGUGCGCGCAUGGAUCGUUACAAAAUCGACUGCGCGAGCGAGCAAGUGCGAUGGAGACCUGCCACUGGCUCUAUCGCCUUGGUGCCGUCUACUCGGGUCAAUUGCAGGCGCUCGACGUGAGCCAUACAGGAAUCUGCGGUACCCAUCUACUUGCCUUCGCCCUUGGCAACCAUUUUGCUACGCACGGCGAUGUAUCAUCUUCACCCAAUCACGUAAGUGCAUUGCGGGCCCUGGAUGUUGCUGGAUGUCUCUUCCUAGAUUUUCACUGCAAUGCAUCCCUGUUGCAGACCGAGCUCGAUGUUCGUCGUUACCUUGGGAUUCCCUGCUCUGCAGCAAGAAAAGGCCUAGGAAGCGAUUCAACUACGGUUGAUGAAAUGCUGGCAUGUAGCGAAAGCCUAAAGAUGCUCUCACAUGCGGGAAGGGCACUCGCAAGACUUUGUUUAGACCAUCGACCAAUGAAAUCAGGUAGAAAGCAUGGCUUGCAACUUAUGAACGCCUCUGGAUCGUCCCUGGAUAGUAAAGUACUCGACGAACUGGGGCAAUGUGCGUUGUUGUAUGAGCUCGAAGCAGCGCAUAGACGCGCCGUUUCGAUUAAAAUGAGUGAUGCAGCUUCAGGAGUUCGCACAGGUGAUCCAUCUUCUGAACCUCCCCUCAUUUCACCGGCAGUCUCCCCGACCUCCUCACUCAUAGCCAUCAACCUCACAAGUUGCCGUAAGGUCCGCAGUGUAAAUGCCCUGUCGUAUAUUACAAGUCUUGUGCAAAUACUUGCACCCUUUACCGAGCUCAACAAUGCCGGGGUGGUGCAUCUUGAUGGAAGUGCAUUUCAGCAGUUAUUGAGCCGUGUAGCCAAAUCAGUCUGUAAAUCAAAUCAUUUGCGUUGCGCUCCUUCUGAUAAAGCGCAUAUAACAGGUAGCAAGGUCGAUAUCAAAUGUGGGGAAGCCGUGGAUGCUGUUGCAUCGCCUCCAUUUGGCACCUCGACUUCUUUUGAGACAUUACUAGGGUGUUUCGUCGACGCUUACGCGGACGGAAAGCAGGAGUUCGUGCAUGGGUUUCCUGAAAUUAAGUCGUCACUUGAGCUUCGCUUUCAAAGUCAUUUGUAUCACCUAGACCUUACCUUCUGCCUGAGGGUUGAAAGUCUUGCGUCUUUGUGUGGGAGGCAGUGGCUGCUGCAUUACCUAAAUGUGAGUCACACAAAUGUCAGGACGACUGGUCUCGCAGAGAUCGCGUCUCUGCAACCACUGGGUCGCUGCGCCCCACCACAUCGCCCUCUGCGUGUGCUGGUGGCGGAAUACUGCAACGUGCUAAACAACCUCGAUGGGCUUCAGUUGUUUCCGUGUCUUACGAAGCUCUACGUGUGGAAUGGUAGCCUGGACGCAAAUGGGCUGAGCGUGUUCUCCAGCCAUGCGACGUGCUUUUCCAACCUCAUCUUUUUGGAUCUGAGCUACUGUGAUAAGGUCGAGGACGUCUCUAUGCUGGCCUCACUUCCCUCGCUGAUGACGCUCAUUCUAGACAACACCGAGAUAUCGUGUGAUGGCAUCAAGGGUCUGAGCAGGUGUCCCGUACUACGGACGCUCUCACUGCGCUUCUGCCCAGACUUUGCUCCGGUCGGCCCCAUCAAAGAGAGGUUGGAUCGAAUGGUCGUGCGCAUUCCAACGCUGCAGAACUACAUUUAUGAGAACCUUGCAUGCGACGAGGUGCCGCGUGAAGAAGCAGAAGAUAUUUGA
Messenger RNA from Phytomonas sp. EM1, 3375 nucleotides. The record is from the annotation of a GenBank genome assembly. Lineage: Eukaryota; Euglenozoa; Kinetoplastea; Trypanosomatida; Trypanosomatidae.